This is a messenger RNA of Recurvomyces mirabilis, 2052 nucleotides long. RefSeq lists its product as uncharacterized. Lineage: Eukaryota; Fungi; Ascomycota; Dothideomycetes; Mycosphaerellales; Teratosphaeriaceae. The coding region runs from base 1 to 2052 and encodes 683 amino acids. Gene Ontology annotation, biological process: intracellular calcium ion homeostasis; monoatomic cation transport; transmembrane transport. Gene Ontology annotation, cellular component: membrane. The record is from RefSeq and is a predicted model, not a curated record. Gene Ontology annotation, molecular function: monoatomic cation transmembrane transporter activity. The transcript has 2 exons.
AUGCUACUGUGGAGCGCGUUGCUGUUCACAUUAAUUGGGGUCUGUGCUGAAAGCUUCUUUUCCGUCAACCUGGGUUUUAUUGCAAAAGCUUUGCAUCUAAGUGAUACCUUCGCUGGAGUAACCUUCCUUGCGCUGGGCAAUGGCGCGCCGGACCUCUUCUCAACGUGGGCUGCAAUGAGUUCGGGAAGUCCAGAGUUGGCCAUUGGCGAAUUGAUAGGCGCCGCCUGUUUCAUCUCCACAGUGAUUGCUGGUUCGAUUGCGCUGCUCGGCCCGUUCUACAUCCAGAAAGUAUCGUUCUGUAGAGAUGCCAGCUUUCUAAUGCUUACGGCACUCUUUUUGAUACCACUGCUGGUGACGGAGAGGCUGUCCUUGUGGCAAGGGCUCGUCAUGAUUGCAAUAUAUUUCGGCUAUGUCAGCUGUGUUGUAUGGUACCACUGGCGCAGCACUCGGCAAGCUCAAAGUGUCGCAGAGACUCCAGAGGAGCACUUCAGUGAGGAAACAACUCCUCUAUUCCCUCGCCAUCCACGGGACCACGAUCCAAGUCGAAUAGCCAAACAUAAAGAUCCAUCCUCCUUACACUCAGGGAACGCAGUAUACAAAGAGAUGAGCAGAUGGAGAAGGUUGCAGGGACUGGAGAUCGAGGCGAAUGAUGAUUAUUGCAUUCGACCCUGCCUUAUUGGCACUCUCGAGUACCGUCAUCGAAAGAAACAUGCAAAAUCACAACCGGCGACGGACACAUCAGCAGUCGGCACGGGUAAUGGAGACGAAGACACUGCUCCUUCGGAUCAUGAAACAGCGCUGGGUGCUCGUCAUGUGUAUGAGACUUUAUUUCCAACCUUGAGAGACUUCGGAAAUCGCAGAUCAUGGCACGAAUGCGUGGCCCUCUGUACGACCUUGCCUUUUCUCCUGAUGAAGAUCACGAUCCCGGUAGCUGAUUUCGAUCGAAAAGAUGAGGCACACCCCGAAGGCGUCGAGAGGAACGAUUGGGACCGCUGGCUGUUCGUUGUACAGUCAUACAUUGCGCCCCAAUUCAUCUGGAUUCUUUUGUGGCCAUACGCCACAGAUAUGAAGGACUUGUAUAGCUGGUUGCAUCCGGCACUCUUCUGUAUCGCUGGAAGCUCGGUCUUUGUGCUGAUCCUUCUUGUUAGCACCAAAUCAAAGAGGCCGCCGAAAUGGUCCCCCUUGAUUGCCCUCCUGGGAUUUGGAGUCAGUGCUUAUUGGCUUUGCACCAUUGCCAACGAGGUCACCGCUAUAUUGAAAGCCACUGGCGUCAUCCUAGACGUAUCCGAGGGAAUCCUAGGCUUCACCCUUUUUGCCGUCGGCAAUUCACUCGAUGACUAUGUCGCCGAUAUGACUGUCUCUCAACAUGGACAUCAAGUCAUGGCACUGUCUGCCUGCUUUGGCGGCCCUCUCUUGAACAUACUUUUGGGCCUGGGUACGAGCAUUGUCUACGUAAUCAUUCGUAACGCAAAGGCCGGAGGUGGUGUUGGACCAAUUCUGUUGAAUGUUGACCUGCCGCUUUUGAUAUCGACGGCGGUGCUGGCGGUUACAAUGGCAGCUCUCAUCGCCGGGUCUUGGUUUCGGAAAUGGCAGAUGGUGCGAAGCACAGGCAUCAUUCUUAUCUGCGUCUGGCUCGCUUUGGCGACGACGAAUGUACUUGCAGAAACUCUACUCAAGGGGUUCGGAGCUUGGGUUAAAAAUGGCAGCUCCGACCCUGCAUCCGUGGUCGUCCGCUAUUUGAACCUGGCCCUCACAGAUGUUGGGGUUCAGCGCUGCAAGCAGUUCAACAAUGGCUUUCCCAAAGGCCAUCGGUCUGGUAUGUGCCAGUCCGAUGAGGCGUACGAUCCAGACAGCGAUCUACUGCUUUUGCGACAUACUUCCUCAACCAACACGAAGAAGAUCUUGCUGCUACCAGAUGCACAAGAAAUUACCGACUUGCCUUGCGAUGCUACCACUUCGAUCAUGCAAACACAGAUCAGUGCAGAUUGGUUGAAGAAGAGGAGUCUUUGCAGCGACGAGGACACGGGAGGCGUUGAUUGCAUUGCUACAUGA